AUGGGCCUUGAUUCUUUGGAGGGCGAUGGCAUUUCUGAUACUCUUCUACACUGGCUUCACGCGAAAGAUGAACUGGGCUACGGCCCCUCGCUUUGGUUGCCGGACACGGUAGUUUACAAGUUCGGCCAGCCAGUCCACUGGUAUUUCACCAGCACAGUCGAUAGUAAGUUAAAGAAGAAGAAUAAGCAAAACUUAGUCAACGUGCGUAUCGAAGAAGCGUUCAACAAACGUAGCGCUGGUUGCGACCUUGUCGCAUAUUACAUAAGCGAGGUAGCCUUGGAAGGGAGCGCUGAGUCAGACACAACAAUUGAAUACUUCGAUCGCAGGGGGUUACAUGAAUUUCUUUACAACAGAUGGAAGGAGAAUAACGGUAUUCUGCAACGCUUCGUCGAGCCGAAAGGCAUGCACAAUGCCAUCAUUAGAGCCAUUUGGUCACCGAAGGUCUGUCUGUUAGAACGACGAGUAAAUUCAAAACAGCUUCAUGAUCAAAGAUACGGUCUUUAUGAGCGGGCGGUAACUUACGAGGGUCCAGAACAUUUUAGCGCCGCGGCUCCGUUGCGAGGCAGUACUCUACCCAGCCAAGUCCAACGGAUUUGUGAGAACUUGGUGGCUCACAUAACUGAGGUCUCGUUCCAAAAGCACUGUAUCAUGCGCAUGGUUGCAAAUUUCAAAGUUGAUUCGAAAGGACGCAUAUGGUUUCUGUGGAGUAGUUCCAUACGGUUAGCCGGUGGUCGUAGUCAGCCCAGGAGUAUAACCAUAGACCCUUUCGUGGAACCUAAUGCAAUCAGUAUAAACUCCAUCGUACAGCUACCUCCGCACAUCAAACUGGUCGACAAGGCCAACCAUUCAGAUGACGAGGCGCAAGCGUUGUUGUGUAUGCAUUGCAUAAGCUGUGGUAGAUCCGCAACUUCCGAUCAAUUUCAUCCCAUACAAUACAAAACAAUCGUGGCACACUUUGAACAGCUUGUGGCUAUGUUACAGACUGACGGUCACGGAUCGGUAAAAUGGCCCCCGAAUCCCACGAUCAUAGCCGCGGCGGGUGGGGUUGGGUUUGGCAACCUAGAAGCACUGGCUGACCGAAACAGAAAUGAAAUGAGGGGCGCUGACGCGACGAUGCCGCCAAUAAUCAGACAGAUCCACCCUAAACUCUCCCUCGACGCGUACAGGAAGUACCGCCGAGAUCCGCUCUUCAUGUACAAAACGGUGGUUGUGUGCGAAGACUGUUUUUUGGUUUAUGCGGAACUUUCAAGCUCACCAAAUGCAUCAGUUGUCACCAGGCAGUGCACCGGCAAACAGAGCCCAUUUGUGACCUCCGACAAUUGCUUUCCGUGGCGUCAAGCGGAAAUGGUAUCGCAUAAACUACCACGGCAGCUUCGCAUGCAAAGCACCCAAAGCAAGUCUGUUUGGAUGCCCAAUGAAGCACCGUCUAUUCCAGCUCCGAUAUACAACUCUGCGAAGCUGGCUCUACCCCCCCAACAGGCUGAGGAUGAAAGCGUUGGACGAAUUCUCUCAAUCGAAGAUAUGGUCAAGCAACGAGAGGAUUUAUUUUUCCAAGAAGCAAGAAGCUCACAGACUGUUAACCUGCAGAAAGGACACCCUCUCACACAUCUAAUUACUUCCUUCCAGUCAAUAAAGCAACACUCCACGGAGCACCCGCUGGUUAAAAAUACCUCCGUGAGAAAGGGGCCGUACAACAAGAGGCCAGUUUUGGUGGAAUCCAAGAAGAAGAAAAUGCUUCUGAAAGCCAACGAGACAGACGGUGGGCCCAAGUCCCGCUUGACCGUUUCCAAAGAUUCCAAGCUGCACCGAGAAUUCCUUAUGUCAACGUGGUCUAAACUCACUAACUCGGUUACCGGCAACCUACUGCGACCGUAUGGAAGACGAGGUCUUUCUAAUUUCUUUCUUUCUUUCUUUCUUGCUUGCUUUCUUUCCUUCUCCUUCAUUCAUAAAUUCCCUUCCUCCUUUUCAUUCUCGCCUGCUUUCCCUUCCUUCUUUCGUUUCGCUCACUCCCGCUUUCCUUCCUUUCCUUCUUUCCUUCCUUGCUUCCUUGCUUCGUGGCCCUCUUUCAGUCCGCUUAUCCUCCUCUUUCAGUCAGAAGCAGCAAAAAAUGCGAAGACGCCUGAUGAGCUUCAGGCACUAAUCAACAGCAGACUGAAGAGCAGUAUGGCUGGCCGUGCAUCAGUACUCACGCAACCCGCCUCAAACUCAGCCCCUAGCAAAUCCAUGGUCACAUCUCCCUCGGUAAAGGCGGAAGCAGCGGCUGUUGUCGCCACUGCACAACGAGAGCGCAACGAACGAAUCGCAGCACAGAAAGCGGUAAAAACAGCAUCGCCUGAAGAGAUCCAGGCCAUGAUCAACGCGAGGCUCUCUUCGCGCUAG
Molecule: messenger RNA, 2379 nt
Organism: Aureococcus anophagefferens
Lineage: Eukaryota; Pelagophyceae; Pelagomonadales; Pelagomonadaceae
Exons: 5
Coding region: 1-2379 (792 amino acids)
Source: RefSeq, a predicted model, not a curated record